Funneliformis caledonium is the source of this 1095-nucleotide messenger RNA. Lineage: Eukaryota; Fungi; Glomeromycota; Glomeromycetes; Glomerales; Glomeraceae. The record is from the annotation of a GenBank genome assembly.
AUGAAGUUACCGGAAUUAGAUAUACCUUUAGCACAUCAAGUUGCGACAAUAACAGCCACAUCAACGUCAAUAUCUGAAAGGAUUCAAUCUCCUACAUCAAAUUCUAUCACAACAAAUAAUUUAACCUCCCAAAUUAAUUUACCUCUACUUCCGACCCCUGAACCACAACAAAAAGAAACGAUCAACAAUCAGAUAUCAAUCAAGUUGUUAAAACAUCGCAAAGCAACAUCAGUGUCAUCAUUAAAUAAUAAAUUUACUUUAAUUCGUAACGCAUUAAAUAAUUUAAGUAGGUUCCUAAAAGAAUUACAACCAUGGAUGCCAUUUAUCAUCUGGGCCAUAUUAUCUAUAAUCACGUUAUGCAUAUUUCUAGGUUAUCGUGUGGAAAUCUUCUUGGUAUUAGAUAAUUUUGCUCAUUUGGUAAAGUCGAUGGGCACCAGUGGUGGCAUGAUAUUCUAUCUAAUGAUAUUUUUAACCACUUUCCCAUUGGUGAUUGGAUAUAGCACAUUAAUUACUUUAUCAGGAUUUACAUUUGGGUUCAGGGUAGGAUUUUUUAUAUCAUAUAUGGCAGCUCUUACAGGAGCCAUAACAGUGUUUUAUUUAAGUAGAAAAUGGUUUAGAAAAUCCGUUAGAAGGAUGUUACAUAAAAAUAAAUCCCUUAAUGCUGUCAUUACAGCGGUUGAGAAAAAGGGUUUCAAGUUAUUAUUCUUAAUAAGAUUAGCACCUUAUCCUUAUAAUGUGUUAAAUACUUUGUUGUCAGCUACACAUUUAUCAUUCAAAACGUUCGUAGGAGCAACCGCCUUAUCUUUAUUCAAAUUAAUGAUACAUGUUUGGAUUGGAAGCAAGUUAUCUUCAUUUUCUGCUCAUUAUACUCUCAAAGAAACCAAUGAUAUUAGCACAACUAGUAAUAAUAACAGUCAGGAUGUGUUGAAAGCAAUAAUGAUGAUUAUUGGAAUAAGUAUUGUUGAUUUUGUUAUUGACAAUCUUUUUAUUACUAACGAAAAAAUGAAUGAAAAUAAUGAUGUUGAAAAAGAUGAACAUAGUAAUCAUAAGGGCAUAAGAUCUAUUGACGUUAUUGAAGAAGAAAAUACCAAUUAA